AUGACAACUGGUCGGUCAGAUUCGUUGAAUCUGUGCGACGUUGGCUUGGCAGACAUCGAAGGAAUAAAGGGCUUCUUCUCGGGCCAUGCCGUUGACCACGCGUCACCUUGCACUGCGACUGAGGACCGAGCGUGUCAUAUCGUUCGACACCUCACAGUGUGGAACGAAGUGCUUUCGCAAGCCAAGCUAGAACUGAGAGAAACACCGCGAACGCGCAGCGGGCUGACCGUAGCGAGUAUCGACUGCCCGUACAUUAAGAACCACUCGCUGGACACACUGCACCGGGUCGCCAAGCUGCUGCACUGCCUCGUCAAGAAGCAUCACUGCAUGACGCAUGUGGACGUCACGAUGGGAAGGCUCAACGUGUACGACGAGCUCCUGUGCGACGCCCUCCGUGGAAACCAGUUCAUCGAGUCCCUCAAGUUGCGGGACUCGUUCAGCCGGGGUCUCGGCCCCCACAGACGAUCACCAGACUUCAGGGAAGCGUUAGUGUCGGAGGAAUGUGGGGAAUCUGUAGCUAACAUUUUUGCAAGAAAUACGACGCUGCGCAGUAUUCACAUUACGGCCAGCCGUCAGAGGGGUGCCUUCAUUUGGGAUGUCUGGUUGACAUCCAUCACGGAGAAUGAGACGCUUCAAGAACUUACACUACCAUUCAACAUCUGGAGGCCACAGGCGUGGGCUCUGUUCUUUAGAGCGCUUUCGACGAAGCACAGUCUAAAGCACGUGAUCAUAGACGGGGUCGCCACGAACGCCUUCGCUUUGCAACAAGUCUGCGAGGCCCUACGAGAAAGUGGCGCAGAUGAGAAGGUCGUUUUUGGACCAGAGUUGGGGGCUUGCUGCUAUCGGCACGAUUUGCAUUUACUCAGGUACCAUUGUUUCCGCGACGUCAUCGCCUCACAGGCUGAUGACGGAGCCGAUGCUCCGCCGCUUGGAAGGCUUCUGCACCAGCUGUGUUCGCUGAACCACGUGACAUCGCUGACUGUGACUAUUGAUCCUGGUACGUACAGGGAGGACCUGUCGUCUGCUCUGGCAGACUAUGUUGGAACCACCACCACGCUCAAGAAACUGCGGCUGAUCUCGGUGUCUGUUGCCGACCCGGCGAAUGAAACUGACCUAGCUUGGGCGGCCGUGGUUGAGUCGUUUUCAAGGAACAGCAGCUUAGCAGAGCUGUUCGUCAGCGCGACAUGCAUGCCUGAGGACGACUCUGAGCGCAUGGCUGAUUUCGUCAAGCGCAGUGAAAACAUACGAAGGUUCUCCGUUUCGGUACAAAACAGCUGGCACUCGGCGUGGUUCGUGAGUCGCUUGUCCGACGGCAUAUUUCGCAACUACAGCCUUCUAAAACUCGAAUUUCCUGGCUACAUGAACAAGGACUCGUUUGCCAUCUGGGACACGGCGCGGAGGAACUCCCGCCUGGUGGCCAGUGCUUCGCAAUUCCUAGCAGGAGCUAAUCCUGACAAGACCACUGCGGCGGCGCUGGAGCGGGUCUUGCGGCACCGUGCUCUGCUGGCGGAACUUGCCGAAGUCCAGUCCAUCAGCGAGGGCGAGGCAGCGGCCGCUCUCCGAGACGAAGUCAGGUCCUUCGAAGGCAUGCACGAGUUCAUGCGACUCGCAGGGGUCGUGAAGGAAAGGGUCACGUGUCAUCGACGGGAAGACGGGUGCGUGCAGCUCGACGACCUCAACGAGUACUGCUGGAUCGCGAUCCGGCGCUGCCUCGCGCUUGAUGACGUCGUGGACGAAUGCUCCCAAUCAGAGCCGAACCGCUUGUGACGUAGGCACGAUGCUGUUCUUUGUUGUAUUUUGUCUCAGAGACACGCCAUCUGCCCGGACAGACAGUCGCGAAAAAAAAAAAAUAAGAAAUCGCACAUA
Molecule: messenger RNA, 1866 nt
Organism: Dermacentor andersoni
Lineage: Eukaryota; Metazoa; Arthropoda; Arachnida; Ixodida; Ixodidae
Source: RefSeq, a predicted model, not a curated record